This is a messenger RNA of Cyphellophora attinorum, 813 nucleotides long. RefSeq lists its product as uncharacterized. The record is from RefSeq and is a predicted model, not a curated record. Lineage: Eukaryota; Fungi; Ascomycota; Eurotiomycetes; Chaetothyriales; Cyphellophoraceae. The transcript has 2 exons. The coding region runs from base 1 to 813 and encodes 270 amino acids.
AUGGGGUCCGUCGGCACAACACAGCCAACGCUGCUCCUCGUCACAGGCUCUUUCGCCCUCCCGAGGUUCUAUGACCCAACCUUGGAGCUGCUUCCCAAACAUGUCGACCUCGUGCUCCCACAUCUCCCAACCGUCGGCGAGGACACCGACAAAGGCCGCCCUGGCCCACCUCCCACCAUGUACGACGAUGCCAAUUUCAUCAUUGAGCAAUUACAACGCUUAGUCGUCGAGCAAGGCAAGGACGUAGUCCUGAUCGCGCAUUCGUACGGAGGCGUGCCUGCCACUGAAGCCCUGGGCCUCGCAAAGGAGAAGGGCCUCAUCAAGUCUGAUCGAGAAUCAAAGGGCGAGAAAGGUGGCGUCAUCAGAGUCGCUUACAUGACGGUGUUGGUGCCUGAGCUUGGCAACGCUGCUGCGACGGCGUUGGAUGGCGCGCCGGAGGAGGAUAAGAUGCAUUUUGGCGUUGAUGAAAACGGCUGGAUGUACCAUCUCGACUACCCCAGAAUGAUGCGGAUCUGUGGCAGCAACAUGACCGAAGAAGAGCGCAAGCCCUGGGAAACCAAGUUCCCCCGCCAUUCGGCUGUCAGUUUCAGCAACGAAUUGCAUUACGAGGGUUGGAAGCAUGUACCCAUCUCGUAUCUGGUCUGCGAGGACGACAAGUGCAUUCCUGCGAAGACUCAGAGGGCGGAAAUUGAAAUGUUCGAGAAGGCGGGAUGCAAAGUCGAUGUGACGAGUAUAAAGGAAGACCAUGUGUUGAAUGUUAGUGCUCCGCAGGCGCUGGCGGACUGGUGGACGAGCUUGGUAGAGAAGGCUUGA